AAUGCAGUUAAGUAAUGAAUUCCACGCUUUUGGCAGCUGCCAGUGUUUGGAGUAUUCACUUCCGAAUUCCAUUUGUAUUUUGAGAAAGUAUUUUUCUUCGACGGUUCGACCCACAGUUUUUUCGGCGUGUUUGAAACAUUCAAUAAGUCCGAACAUUUUCCCUGAUCUCUAGCAUCCUUCGAAGAGCGCACCGUAUCCAUUAUUCAUACCAUGUCGUCUCUUAGUACACUGCACGCCAAAAUUGGUCCUUCCAUCCUGAACGCUGAUCUGGCUAAACUGGGUUCCGAAUGCAGCCGGCUGAUCGAUGCUGGCGCGGACUACCUGCAUUUGGAUGUGAUGGAUGGGCAUUUCGUGCCGCCGAUCACGUUCGGGCACCAGAUGGUGGAGUCCCUGCGCAAGACCAUCCCGAAGAAUCGCUGCUGGUUCGACAUGCACAUGAUGGUGGAGAAUCCCGAUAAAUUCGUCAAGGACAUGAGCGAUGCGGGCGCUGAUCAGUUUGUCUUCCAUUACGAGGCCACCAAAGAUCCGCAGACGACGAUUCGCAAAAUCCGCGAAGCUGGCAUGAAGGUGGGCAUUGCGGUGAAGCCGAAGACGGCGGUUGAUGUUGUCUUUCCGUACAUUGAAGAGGUGGAUUUGGUGUUGGUGAUGACGGUGGAGCCGGGUGCCGGCGGCCAGAAGUUCAUGCAGGACAUGAUGCCCAAAGUGCAGACGCUGCGGAGGAAAUUCAAGGAACUGGAUAUCGAAGUGGAUGGCGGAGUCAGUCCGGAUACCAUUCAUCACUGCGCAGAGGCUGGCGCGAACCUCAUUGUUUCCGGUACAGCUGUGGUUAAAAGUCCGGAUCCCAAGUCCGUAAUGGAUCAGCUGCGACAAUCCGUUAGUUCGAAAAUUCCAAUAUGGCAGAAUUUAUAAAUUAACAUUGACAUGGUCAAACGUUGGACGCUUUUUUUUCGAUUGUGAUUUUCUUGAAGUUGUUUGGAAAAAUGUUUCGGACACUCCUAUAUUAUAGCUUGCUUGUUUAUCAGCUGUUUUAUUUAUUGUUUAGGUCGGUUCUAAUCGCAAUGCAGAAGGUUUAGUGAUUGCUCUUGUAUAAGCGAAAGACCACCAAGACUAAUAACUGUGAGGCCAG
This is a messenger RNA of Paramacrobiotus metropolitanus, 1126 nucleotides long. Its product is annotated as ribulose-phosphate 3-epimerase-like. The coding region runs from base 211 to 909 and encodes 232 amino acids. Gene Ontology annotation, cellular component: cytosol. Gene Ontology annotation, molecular function: metal ion binding; D-ribulose-phosphate 3-epimerase activity. Gene Ontology annotation, biological process: carbohydrate metabolic process; pentose-phosphate shunt, non-oxidative branch; pentose-phosphate shunt. The record is from RefSeq and is a predicted model, not a curated record. The transcript has 3 exons. NCBI's taxonomy places the organism in Eukaryota, Metazoa, Tardigrada, Eutardigrada, Parachela, Macrobiotidae.